AUGUGUUUGAAUAGAUGGCCACAAUUCACUAAAUGCUUUCGAUGCUUAAGUCUUAAAGCGGGCGUGGUUUUGUUUUCAAUAUUUGAGUUGCUGCUUUCGUCUGCAAUCUUUGCGCACGUCGAACUCAUAGUGGGAGAUAUAGACGAAGAAGUUGUUUUCGUUAAUUGUUUGAAGGCUAUCAUGAUGAUACGAAUUAUAUCUACCUUUAUUCUCAUCAGUUCUUGGUCAGGUGUUGUAUUGAAAUGUAAUAUUGACUUGUUUCUACAAAUGUAUAUCUACGUCACAAUGACGUCGACAGUUCUACAUUUCAUUUAUUGUAUCACAUUUUUCUGCUUUGGGUUUGACACAUACUUGGUAAAAGUCAUUGUUCAACUAAUCCUGAGUUUGGUGGCAUACGCUGUGAUAGCGUACAUGUUGGUUAUCGUAAACAGUUUUCGGAUGUAUAUUACGUAA
Arctia plantaginis is the source of this 453-nucleotide messenger RNA. NCBI's taxonomy places the organism in Eukaryota, Metazoa, Arthropoda, Insecta, Lepidoptera, Erebidae. The record is from the annotation of a GenBank genome assembly.